GAGCGAUGGCGGGCGUGGUGGACUUCCAGGACGAGGAGCAGGUGAAGUCCUUUCUGGAGAACAUGGAGGUGGAGUGCAACUACCAGUGCUACCGCGAGAAGAACCCGGACGGUUGCUAUCGGCUGGUGGACUAUUUGGAAGGGAUCCAGAAGAAUUUUGAUGAGGCUGCCAAGGUGUUGAAGUUCAACUGUGAAGAGAACAAACACAGUGAUAGCUGCUACAAACUGGGGGCCUAUUAUGUGACUGGGAAAGGUGGACUAACCCAGGAUCUGAAAGCUGCCUCCAGCUGCUUUCUGAUGGCAUGUGAGAAGCCAGGAAAGAAGUCCUUGGAGGCAUGCCACAACGUUGGUCUCCUGGCACAUGAUGGACAGGUCAAUGAGGAUGGCCAGCCCGAUCUGGAGAGGGCCAGAGACUACUACACAAGGGCCUGUGACGGCAGCUAUGCCUCUAGCUGCUUCAACCUCAGUACCAUGUUCCUGCAGGGUGCCCCCGGCUUUCCCAAGGACAUGGGCCUGGCAUGCAAAUACUCAAUGAAAGCCUGUGACCUAGGCCAUGUCUGGGCCUGUGCCAAUGCCAGCCGCAUGUACAAGCUGGGGGAUGGUGUCGAUAAGGAUGAAGCUAAGGCUGAAGAGCUAAAAAAUCGGGCCCGGCAGCUGCACAAAGAGCAGCAGAAAAAUGUCCAGCCUUUAACGUUUGGGUAGUGUGGCCCGUCCUCCUAGGCAACAGUCAGCUUGAGGCUGGCACCUCCUAUUUCUGAUGCAGCCCUUGGAGGUCGACCUGCUGGAGCAGAAAGACUUGGGAUUUAAUAUCAAUAACUCUGAUUGUAUAGACCCAUUGCCACAGAGUGUCACCUACGGGGAUGUAGUCUGAAAUGUGUAUUUCAAUCAGUAUUCCUUUAUCUGGUGUGAUCCACAUUUAU
Messenger RNA from Lipotes vexillifer (Yangtze River dolphin), 919 nucleotides. It is a transcript of the gene COA7, whose product is annotated as cytochrome c oxidase assembly factor 7. Gene Ontology annotation, molecular function: protein binding. The record is from RefSeq and is a predicted model, not a curated record. NCBI's taxonomy places the organism in Eukaryota, Metazoa, Chordata, Mammalia, Artiodactyla, Lipotidae. Bases 6 to 701 code for a protein of 231 amino acids. Gene Ontology annotation, cellular component: mitochondrial intermembrane space. The transcript has 3 exons.